Racocetra persica is the source of this 277-nucleotide messenger RNA. NCBI's taxonomy places the organism in Eukaryota, Fungi, Glomeromycota, Glomeromycetes, Diversisporales, Gigasporaceae. The record is from the annotation of a GenBank genome assembly.
AUGGCUCACCUCCAACUUAUUCUCGAUCGUCUCAUUGUUGAAAACCUUCAUGGGCCUAUAAACUCUGUUUCGACCUCACAUCAACCUCGAGUUUCGAGAAACGACAGUUCGCAAGCUGAGCUAUAUGCCACGUUUCAACAAAGAGAUGAUCAAGAUCUGGAUGCCGGGGAUCCAAGCAGUGAUAGCAAAAACGAUGAUUUACUGUUCUUUGUUAGGCAGACAAAUCCUGAAAAUGAAGAUCUUGAUCCAGUCUUUGUCAAAAGAAAGCCGACACCAC